AUGCAAGUUCACGUUCGUGUUGUCGAAGCUAAGGAACUGCCAAAGAUGGACACAUUCGGAAAAACUGAUGCUUUUGCUAUCCUUCAGUACAACGCCAACCGCAACAUCCAGAAAACAAAAACAAUCGAAAAUGAUUAUACACCAGUUUGGAACGAGGAAUUCCACUUCACAGCCGAAGAUUUGUCCAUUGAUACUCUUAUAGUCUUCUUAAAGGAUGACGAUUCAGGCAGCAAUGAUGAUCCAAUUUCUAUGCUUAAGAUCCCAAUGAACCAAUUCCAAGUUGGCCAGGUCGUUGACAGAUGGCACUCUUUGAUCCCUGUUAAGGGUGUUAAGAAGGGUGGCCAGAUCCGCCUUGUUAUUCACAUCGCUCCAGCUGGCGCAGCUCCAUUUGUUGCUGCAUAA
Molecule: messenger RNA, 402 nt
Organism: Trichomonas vaginalis G3
Lineage: Eukaryota; Parabasalia; Trichomonadida; Trichomonadidae
Product: endoplasmic reticulum-plasma membrane tethering
Exons: 1
Coding region: 1-402 (133 amino acids)
Molecular function (GO): calcium ion binding
Source: RefSeq, a predicted model, not a curated record